UUUGAGAAGCGGAACGAAAGGUUACCGCCUGUGUUUCUUGCCGGUCCGUUGCACAGGGAAAACCUACCGGAAGUUAUCGUUCUAUUGCAUUUCAACCAUAGCAACGAAGUGGCGACGAACAUCUUUUGACUUCGUUCCUAAACUAUUUAAUAUUAUCGAAACCUCUGGGACUCAUAUCAGCAACAAUGACGGACAGAUACAACAUCCACAGUCAACUGGAGCAUCUUCAGUCCAAGUACAUCGGCACAGGACACGCCGACACCAGCAAGUGGGAGUGGCUGGUCAACCAGCACAGAGACUCUUACUGCUCCUACAUGGGUCACUUUGACCUGCUCAACUACUUCUCCGUUGCUGAGAACGAGAGCAAAGCGCGUGUCCGCUUCAACCUGAUGGAGAAGAUGCUUCAACCAUGUGGACCUCCAUCAGAUAAACCCGAUGAUGCCUAGAUUACCGUGGAGUGAGCUGCAAAGAUUUUUUACACACGUUUUUUUCGGACAUACAACUUUAUUUACUGUUAAAAAACAUUCCCUAUUGCCCUCUAAAAUGUCCUGUCAUCGACUUAACCCUGUAUGACCCUGCCUAGAUCAAAUGGAUUGUUUAUUUUGCAUCCAGACUGUACCACUGAAAAACAUUUUUAAAUAUCAGAUGCAGCCCUGCAGUUGUAAGAGAGUUUUGCUACAAGGGGGAAAUCAUUUAGAGUAGGACAUGGCUCCAAGAUCUAAACAUUUAUUAAAGAAGAUAACCUGACACAUUGGUGUACCGUCAUCUGUUGAGUAUUUGUAUUAACUGAUGGAAAUUUCUGUUUUGAUUUUAAUAAAAUUCACGUGUUACGCUUUAAAA
This is a messenger RNA of Eleginops maclovinus (Patagonian blennie), 840 nucleotides long. It is a transcript of the gene sf3b5, whose product is annotated as splicing factor 3b, subunit 5. Lineage: Eukaryota; Metazoa; Chordata; Actinopteri; Perciformes; Eleginopidae. Gene Ontology annotation, cellular component: precatalytic spliceosome; U2 snRNP. The transcript has 2 exons. Bases 186 to 446 code for a protein of 86 amino acids. The record is from RefSeq and is a predicted model, not a curated record. Gene Ontology annotation, biological process: mRNA splicing, via spliceosome.